Messenger RNA from Fusarium coffeatum, 894 nucleotides. RefSeq lists its product as uncharacterized. The transcript is spliced from 3 exons. The record is from RefSeq and is a predicted model, not a curated record. Bases 1 to 894 code for a protein of 297 amino acids. Gene Ontology annotation, molecular function: NAD+ binding; protein-malonyllysine demalonylase activity; protein-succinyllysine desuccinylase activity. Lineage: Eukaryota; Fungi; Ascomycota; Sordariomycetes; Hypocreales; Nectriaceae.
AUGGCUCCUCACAAUGAUGUAGAAGCCUUCCACGAGGCUCUCCGCUCUAGCAAGCGCAUCCUCGCCCUCUGCGGCGCUGGUCUCUCAGCUUCAUCCGGCCUUCCAACUUUCCGAGGCGCUGGUGGUCUUUGGAGAAACCAUGAUGCUACUUCGCUUGCUACUUUACGCUCUUUUCGUGACGACCCGGGUUUUGUCUGGUUGUUUUAUGGGUAUAGACGUCAUAUGGCGUUGCGCGUUAAGCCGAAUCCUGCGCAUUAUGCUCUCACGAAGCUCGCGGAGAAGAACAAGGACUUUUUGUGUCUGACGCAGAAUGUCGACAAUCUUUCUCCAAGGGCAAACCACCCACCAGAGCAGCUUCGUACUCUUCAUGGAUCUCUAUUCGACAUCAAGUGCAGCAACGAGAACUGUUCAUGGAUCGAACGAGGCAACUACAAAGACCCCUUCUUCUCAGCUAUAGCACAAGCUUCGGAAGACGUUGAACCUGGCAAACCAUUCCCUCUUCUCGACGCUAAUCAUCCUCUGGAUCCCAUUCCUUGGGAAGAGAUUCCGAAAUGCCCACAGUGCAAGACGGGCCUUCAGAGACCAGGUGUCGUCUGGUUCGGCGAGGCCCUUGACGAGGUAAUGAUGAUGGAUAUUCAGAACUGGCUCUACAAGGAUAAAGUGGAUCUCAUGCUUGUCAUUGGAACAUCUGCCCAGGUCUACCCAGCUGCCGGUUACAUUGACAAGGCCAGACGCAAAGGUGCGCGUAUCGCAGUUAUCAACCCAGAGGCUGAGAAUGAGGAGGAGAUGUACAAGGUUAAGCCCGGAGAUUUUGCCUUUGGUCAGGACGCUGCAGAGUAUCUUCCUAUGCUUCUGGAACCGGUUAUUGGGAAACUUGAUAAGGACGAGAACUGA